AUGGCUGGAGUGGCAGAAGGAAGAAGAACCCAGUUGCUGAAGGGCUUACCUGCAACAAGCACUGUUGAAGAAAACUCAGCAUCUGGUGUUUCAGUCUAUAACUUUACUGUGACUGUUUCUCCAUUGGCUUCUGAAGGUGUUGCAAUUCUUCCUACCAUAGUAAAUUCGAAUCCACUCACAGAAGCUUUUGACAUUGAAUCAAAAGGAGGUCUUGAAUUCAGGGUUGUUACCACUGGAAACCCUGUCCUAGAUUACGAAACUAUGCCAAAGAGUUUUGAUUUGCAGAUUUUUGUUGAAGAUACUGCUGGAAGAACUGACCUUAGCAUAUUGACUAUUCAAGUAAAAGAUAAAAAUGAACAUCCUGUAUUUCGAGGAAAUAUGGCAAUUCAAACUGUGACCAUCUAUGUGUUGGAAGGGACACCUCCAGGACGCAUUUACCGAGUAGAUGCAGCUGAUCCUGAAAAUGCGAAACUCAAAUAUUCACUGCAUCCUGCAACAGUGCCAUUCUCAGUCAGGGAAAGUGGAGACAUCUUUUCCACAAAAGAAUUUGAUUAUGAGAAAGAUCCACAUUGUUACUUUUUAAAUGUAACAGUGACGGAUCCAGAUGGACUCAACUCAACUAAAACAGUGAAUAUAAAUAUAAUUAACACCAAUGAUGAAAGGCCUUACUUUACCACAAAACAAAGAAUCUACAGGAUUCCAGAGGAACAAAGCCCAGGCACCAUUGUUGCCAAUAUAACAGCUGAAGAUCCUGAUGAUGAAGGCUCUCCCAGCAGACUUUUCUACAGCAUCCAGUCACCUGACAGACAUUUUUCCAUAAAUCCAGGAACUGGGGUGUUGCAGGUGACCAGGAGAGUGGACCGGGACGCGCUUCCCCUGCGGCUGCAUCCCAACAUCUCACUCACAGUCCGGGUGGAGGACGGCCCCAGCAGCGGCCGUGACACUGAAAUGGUGAUCACAAUCAUUGUUGAAGAUGUCAAUGACAACCCACCAGAAUGCAACCCUUCUGCCUUCAGGAGAGAAGUAAAUGAAAAUACAACUCCUGGGACAGUUCUUCUUGAUCUUAGAAAUUACUGUGAAGAUAUUGAUGUUGAUCCAUCAAACAACCAAUUUAAUUUCACUGGAUUAUCUGGUUUUGGAAGCAAUAACUUUGCUCUGGAGUCCACUGUGUCUGGAAGACUUGUGAUGACUGGAACUAUUGACUUUGAAAACCCAGCCAAUCCAGGAGUUGAAGUUUAUACUUUGACUGUCAGGGUGCAAGAUAUUGCCCAUCCUAACUACUCAAAUAUCAUCUACAUUUAUAUCAGGAUAAAGCCAGUGAAUGAAUUUUUUCCAGUCUUCCGUAAUUUAUCUUAUGUAUUUAGUGUUUCAGAAAUUACUAAAGUUGGAUCUAGCAUUGGAAGAGUGCAUGCCACAGACAAGGACUGGCCACCCAGUGUCAUCACUUACUCCAUUGUAGCUGGAGCUGGCACCAGGGAUUACACAAAUAUCUUCUGGAUCAGCCCAAUGAAAGGAGAUGUGAGGAUUUUAGCUAGAUUAGACUACGAAACAACUCAGAAACAUAUUUUCACAGUACAGGCCUCAGACCAAGAGAAGUCUACAACAGCAUCAGUAACUGUGAAUGUUUUGGAAGUAAACGAUGAAGAACCAGUUUGUUCACCCAAUUUCUUCUCUCUUCAAAUCCCAGUCAAUUUAGCUGUUGGGACCAAUAUUAAUGGCUUCAGGAUUGAAUGUCAAGAUCGUGAUUCUGAUCCCAGGUCCUUCCGUUACUUCAUUAACGAAGGCAACGAGAACAAUCAUUUCAUCUUUUCACCAAGUGCUGGCUCCAACACAUCUCGUCUGAUUCUAGCAUCAAGGUUUGACUAUGAGAGUGGACUUGAUACAAAGUGGAUUUACAAUUUGCACGUCCACAUAACAGAUGACAAUUUAGUAUCUGCCAGGGACAAAACCACACACUUAAUUAAAACUGGAACGGUGACUUUAAGCAUCAGAGUCAUCCCAAACCCAACUACUGCCACAACCACUACGCCUGGCUUCACUGUUGUGACGCGAAAGGAGAACCUGUACUCGGGCUCGGCGUGGUACGUGCCGUUCGUCAUCACCCUCGGCAGUCUGCUGCUCCUCGGGCUGCUGGGCUACCUGGGGCUCCUGCUGCUGACCUGGCUCCGCACCCACUGCCCCCCUCGGAUAAAUGCUACAGAAAAGAAGAAGCCUAAGAAAGAAGUGGUUGUGACAAUGACAAAGCUAAACACUGUCUUUGAUGGAGAAGCCAGAGACCCAGUUACUGGCAGAAUAUACGAGUUCAACACCCGGUCGGGGGCCCGCAGGUGGAAGAAGAGCAAUGAGCCCCUUCAGCCAGUACUGGCUAUGCAGGCAAUGCCCAGUGCCACAGAAAACAGUGGCCAAGGGAUGGAUAGAGCAGAGGCAUCAAGCAAAAAAGAGCCUUCAGAGAAGAGGAAAGAGCUGACUGCAGCAACAAAGCCAGCUGCCAAGCCCUCAGCAGGGCAAUCAGAAUCACCAGGCCAAGCUGGGCUGAGAUUGCAAAAGAAGAAAGAGGAGUCUGAGGAUGGGGGGUUAUCCUCACCAGCCCCUUAAGGCAGGAACUGACCUCCUCUCACAAAAUGAACUCUGCUUUGCUAUUAAGACAGAGUGCAUGAGACUCCAAGGCGCCUCCCAACUGAUCCCCAAAGAAUCUGAACAGCCAAAGAAUCAGAUGUGAUUUUUCUCUCUCUCUCUCAGCUGUAAAACAAAAGGUGGGCAUAAGGUGUGUAAACCGGACCCAAAGGCAGGAUGAAUCUGGAUGUACCUUUGGCAGGUGCAUGUAGGAGCAGGAGAGAAGAGGAAACAAAGCAGACUCAUGGACAGAAGCAUUCAGUGCCCACUGCCUCCUACGGACCCUGGUAGUUUCCUCCAGCAAAGUUUCCACCUCUGGCAGACACGGCCACAUCCUCUGACUGCAUUUGGGAAUGGCAGCAUACACAGAAGUGCUUUCUCAGCAGGGGAUGGGAUCUCCUGUCCCUACUGAGCAACCAGAUGAGUGAAAGCACA
This is a messenger RNA of Catharus ustulatus (Swainson's thrush), 3048 nucleotides long. It is a transcript of the gene CDHR3, whose product is annotated as cadherin related family member 3. The transcript is spliced from 19 exons. Gene Ontology annotation, cellular component: catenin complex; axon terminus; plasma membrane. The record is from RefSeq and is a predicted model, not a curated record. The coding region runs from base 1 to 2595 and encodes 864 amino acids. Gene Ontology annotation, biological process: cell morphogenesis; cell-cell junction assembly; adherens junction organization. Lineage: Eukaryota; Metazoa; Chordata; Aves; Passeriformes; Turdidae. Gene Ontology annotation, molecular function: cadherin binding; calcium ion binding.